AGUCCACGCUGUAUCAUCCGUACCUAUCUCUCCUUCCCAUCCCAAUUCCGGUAGCCGGUGGCGCCCACCUCUCUCCCACACGUGCCUCACCAGCUCUCGCACGUGCGACCAACAAGAAAUCCUACUAACUAUUUUCCUUUUGAUUCCCUCUCUCUCUCAUACAAAUAUAUCCUCAUGUGUGGUGCUGUGCAGUGUGUGUGACUGUGUGUGGUGCAACAAAUUAAAGUUAGAGAGAGAAAACACCCAAUACAAUUAUAGCGAGAGAGAGAGAGAUACGUAUCAAAGCCAAAACACAUUUCUGUGUGAGGGCAUGUUUUCUUUGUGAUCUCUCUCUAGAAGUUUGGCCCUUCAACAGUCCUCUUUUUAUCCCAUUAUUUUGUUUGCACCAACACACAAGACACAAUCAUCUCAUGCUUGUGUGUGUGCAGAGAAUAUUCUCAGAGCUAGUCUUUUCACUAAUUAAACUAUGAGGAUCAGAAAGCGUUUGGCGCUGUGUUCCAUCCCUACACCACCACCUCUCUCAGAUCUCCAGCUCCGACGAUCAGAGGCGGCGACGCCGUCCGAUCAAAACGAGAGAUGGGCUUUCCCCAAACGUGAAGCAAAAAUGAAGCAAAAGGAGUUUGGAGAUGAUGAUUAUGUGAAUACUAAUAAUGAUAUCAGGAAAAUAGUUAGCAUCUGUCAUGGAGAAGAAGAUUCCAACACAAUUAUGCAGCCAUCAUCUUCUGCUCUUCAAGGGAGGUGUUGUGGAGAGGGCUAUAAAUUGGUUCCAUUAAAGAAGAGAAAAGGUAUUUUCGAGAGAAAUCCCAACGAGGAAAGCAGCAAUCCGAAAAUGAAGUCGAAAACGAACAAGAAAUAUGGCGAGUGUGAUCGGAAAGCAGGCGUGGAAGAAAAUGUGGGCGGCGGCGCGAGGAAGAGCAAGAGCAAGAGGGGCAGUGUGAUCUUGGGGUGCAGCCGCGUGAACGGGCGGGGCUGGCGCUGCUGCCAGGCCACGCUGGUGGGCUACUCCCUGUGCGAGCAUCACUUGGGGAAAGGGAGGCUCAGGAGCAUCACUUGGGGAAACUUAACCAACAAGAGGACUAAGGCCAGAUCCAUCACCACUUUGCUUACCCAAAUUUCAUCAUCUGCUUUCACCUAAUUACUGCCUGCAACCUAAUUUAAUGCAUCUUGUCUGUUAUUAAUUUACUUAUAUUAUAUGAGUGGAACGUUUAUUAGAAUAA
Messenger RNA from Salvia miltiorrhiza (redroot sage), 1217 nucleotides. RefSeq lists its product as uncharacterized. The record is from RefSeq and is a predicted model, not a curated record. Bases 467 to 1135 code for a protein of 222 amino acids. Lineage: Eukaryota; Viridiplantae; Streptophyta; Magnoliopsida; Lamiales; Lamiaceae. The transcript has 4 exons.